AUCUAGGCUUUGCUUCAUUCAUUGACUGCGUCGACGACAUGUUGAGCGCGCUCGUUCCUGCUGUCUUGGUGGCCAUGCUGCUGCAAGGGACCGACAGUGCCGUGCACAAGACGCCUCCGCUACGUGAAUGCGACGGGUGGACGCCGCGGUACCCUGUGAAUGCCGCCUACAACACGACGUUUCACGGGUAUGCGGACGACGUUGUGAACGUGCACUUGAUCCCGCACACGCACGACGACGCCGGGUGGCUCUUGACUGUGGACGAGUACUUUACCGAACAAGUUGACUACAUCUUGGACACGGUGCUCGUGGAGCUACACAAGAACCCCGACCGCCGCUUUAUGUAUGUCGAGCAAGCCUUCCUUCGGCGAUGGUGGCGUGAACAGUCGAACGCGACAAAAGAGUCGUUCAAACAAUUGGUAACCAACGGCCAAUUGGAUCUGUCGGCCAACGGCGGAUGGGUCAUGCACGACGAAGCGACGCCGCACUAUACCACGCUUCUCGAUCAAACUGCCCUGGGCCACAAGUUUCUACUGGAUGAAUUUGGAGUGAUUCCGCGCAUUGGAUGGCAGAUCGAUCCAUUUGGGCACUCGGCAACCCAAGGCUCGCUCUUGUCGAGUGGCAUCGGCUUUGACGCACUAUAUUUUGCUCGCAUGGAUUACCAAGACUACGCUAAACGCAAACUCAACAAAGAUUUGGAAUUUAUAUGGAAGCCGUCUCCUUCCCGCAACGAAUCGGUCUUUACGGGCAUGAUUCAAGAGAAUUCGUACGGUGCGCCGCCUGGCUUUUACUUUGACGAGAACCCCCCAGUAAAGGAUGACCCGUACCUUCACGAUUAUAACGUGUGUGAUCGCGUGAAAUCGUUUGUCGAGUUGAGUUUGCAACGCGCCAAGUACACCAAGGGCAACCAUAUAUUUUGGCCCAUGGGCGAAGAUUUCAAGUUCCAAAAUGCGGUCAAGUGGUUUAAAAAUUUGGACAAGUUGAUCCAUUAUACCAACCAAGAAGGCCGUGUGAAUGUAUUUUACUCGACAUUGGGAAACUAUACCGACGUGAAAUUGCAAGACAAAUCGCUUCAGUGGACCACCAAGACCGACGACUUUUUUCCGUAUGCUGAUCGAGCGAAUGGUUACUGGAACGGCUACUUUACCAGUCGACCGGCGCUCAAGCGAUACAUUCGUGUGGCCAAUAGCGCCCUGCAAGCCCUUCGGCAGUUGGAAGUGUGGCACGGCAGUCCAGUUUCCAGCCUCAACCAUUUGUUGGCGUCGGUGAGCCUCACAAUGCACCACGACGGGAUCACGGGCACGGAAAAGCAGGCGGUGGCUGCAGAUUACGCCCAGCGAUUGGCUGAAGGAUUAGCCGAUGGGCAAGACGUACUCAACUCGUUGCUAAGCAACUACGCGUCGUCUCCCCCGUGGUCGUUUUGCUUGUCGGCCAACGUGAGCAUCUGUGGCCCCACUACUACUAGUACUACUACUAGUACUACCACCAACUUUUCAUUUGUCGUGUACAAUCCGUUGCCGGUUGCGCACACGUUCGCCAUCACGUUGCCCGUCACGUCGUCGCCCUCCUCCACCAAUGAUCCUCUCGUCGUGCGUCUAGCCAAUGGCUCAAUUGUACCCAGCGCCGUAGUGCCUUCAGUGCCCGUGUAUUCCGGGCACUCAGUAGUAUCCACGGCAUCCCAUCAGUUGAUCGUCCAAGCUGCGAUCGCCCCGCUAACGUCGCAAGUGUACCAUGUUGUCGCCGAGUCCAGUAGUGAAACUCAAAACAGCAACCAAGUGACCAAGGAUGCUUUACCCUCUUCUUCGUGGUCAGUUGUGCGGGGGUCGGUGGUGACUGCAUCCAACGACUUUGUUCAAAUUCAAGUCGACACGGCUACUGGCUCCCUCGUUGCCAUCACAAACAAGGCUACGCAUACCAGUAUAAAAGUCCACUCGGGGCUAUUUUAUUACCAAGCCCACGCCACGCCUGGAGACCCGACCAACUCUGGCGCGUACAUUUUCCACCCCAAUACGUCCACAGUGCACCCGUUGCCGUCUGUGACAUCGUUCAAGUGCCAAAAGACAACAGUCCUGGCGUCGUGUGUGUUUCAAUUUGGACGGUGGGGAGUGUUGGAGUAUAAACUGCACCCGUGGAACUCGUCAGUGCAAGUCGAAUGGACGGUGGGCCCGAUCCCCGUUGACGACCUCCAAGGUAAAGAAGUGAUCCUUCGGUUUGACACAUCGGUGGCGUCCAAGAAAACGUGGUACACGGAUUCGAACGGCCUUGAGUUUAUAAAACGCAUUCGAAACCAUCGGGACACGUGGGAGCUGAAUGUGAACAGCGCCGAAGAGGCGAUCGCGGCCAACUACGUGCCCAUGACACUGGCCACGUACAUCCGCGACACGGUGUCGCAGUUUAACGUUGUCACAGACAGAGCUCAAGGCGUCGCCAGUUUGAGAGAUGGAUCGGUGGAAGUGAUGGUACACCGUCGGUUGCUCGAGGACGACCACAAGGGUGUGAACGAGCAUUUGAACGAACUUGAAACGCUCAGUGUGGGUGACAAUGCAGUGGUGAUCCAAGGCCUAACUGUGCGCGGGUCGGUUGCUUUGAGCGUGGGACCGUUGGAUGCUGCCAUGGAGAGGCUUCGACUGGACAUGUACUAUCGGUAUCUCACUCCGCUAGUGGCCGUGGCCCAUGGGCAUAUUGUUCCUUCAUCAAGUCAUGACCAUCACUCUUGGAUCGACCGGCUGCCACUCAACGUCGGCCUCACGUCACUCGAAGCGCACUCUCCAAAGUGCAUUCGGCUGCGUCUCACGCAUUUGUUUGCUGUGGACGAACAUCCGGUGUGGUCGCAACCAGCGACGGUAUCGCUGGCGACAUUGUUAGGCCCGUCGUUCGAGUCGUUUUCGACUGUGUGGGAAAUCAGUCUCACGGGGAAUCGUCGGUCGGUCGGGUGCUGGGGCCUUUUGCGACGGCGGCCGCGCUAACCAUCCGCCCGAUGCACGUCCGCGCCUUUGAGAUUUGCAAGUCGACUGGACAUGUGGAAGAAGCAGUUUCAGUGGAUGGUUUUGACGUGCCAGAGUUCUAAUUGUCCAUCAAGUAGCCCUAGCAUCUAACAUACUUGGCUAAUAAUUAAUGGUCAUGGUUGGGCGACUGCUAUUAUUGUCAAU
Aphanomyces astaci is the source of this 3149-nucleotide messenger RNA. RefSeq lists its product as hypothetical. The record is from RefSeq and is a predicted model, not a curated record. The transcript is spliced from 13 exons. Gene Ontology annotation, molecular function: alpha-mannosidase activity; carbohydrate binding. Gene Ontology annotation, biological process: mannose metabolic process. NCBI's taxonomy places the organism in Eukaryota, Oomycota, Saprolegniomycetes, Saprolegniales, Verrucalvaceae. Bases 39 to 2966 code for a protein of 975 amino acids.